Molecule: messenger RNA, 1422 nt
Organism: Pseudovirgaria hyperparasitica
Lineage: Eukaryota; Fungi; Ascomycota; Dothideomycetes; Acrospermales; Acrospermaceae
Product: cytochrome P450
Exons: 4
Coding region: 1-1422 (473 amino acids)
Molecular function (GO): heme binding; monooxygenase activity; oxidoreductase activity, acting on paired donors, with incorporation or reduction of molecular oxygen
Source: RefSeq, a predicted model, not a curated record
AUGGUCGUGUGGUCUGUGUAUCAGACUUUCCUAUCUCCCCUUUCGAGUGUGCCAGGCCCUUUCUGGGCGAAGUUCUCGAGGAUAUGGAUUACAUACCACGCUUAUAUUGGGGAUAUGCAUCGCGUCAUGAUGGCCCUCCACAAUGAGCAUGGCGAAUUGGUCAGAGUCGCGCCGAAUGAACUGAGCACAUCAUCCCUCUCAGCAAUCAAAACAAUCUAUGGUCCGGGCUCUAAAUUCCGCAAAUCAGACUGGUACUCCGUCUGGCAAGGCCACCGCAAAUUCGACCUCUUCGCCGAACGCUCCGAAUCCGUCCACUCUACGCAACGUCGCUUCGUCGCACGCGCCUACGCCAUGGAAUCCCUCAAAGACUUCGGCCCCUACGUCGACGACGCAAUCCGUGUCCUUCUCGCCCAACUGACCGCCCUGAACAAGCACCGCAAUUCAAUCGACCUGGGCCUCUGGAUCCAACUCUUCGCCUUCGACAUCAUUGGCGAGAUCACAUUCUCCAAACGCUUCGGCUUCCUGGACGUCGGCGCCGACGAUCAUGAUGGCAGUAGCUUCGCCCAGAUCACAGCCGCCAUGCGCAGCGCAAGCUGGAUCGGCCAGUACCCGGCCCUGUUCUGGCUGCACGAGUACCUCGUCCAACCCGUGCUAGGCAACAAACUCGCUAUCAACAUGCGCCACGGCAGCAUCCGCACAUUCGCCCAGCGCGAGAUCAUCGCGCGCGCCGACCGCGGCAGUGAUCAUGCCGACAUGCUAGACAAGCUCAACAAAGUCCACGUCGCGAAACCAAGACAGUUCAGCAGCGCAGAUGUGGCAAGCAUGGUAACGAGCAACAUCUUCGCGGGCAGCGACACGACGGCGAUCAGUGUGCGCAGCAUCGUGUUCCAUCUGCUCACGUACCCGGCGUGCAAGGCGCGGCUGAUGGCGGAGAUCGACGAGCGCAAGGGCGCGGGCGAGCUGAGCGAUCCGGUGACGUUUGAGGAGGCAAGCGGGAUGCCGUAUUUGCAGGCUGUCAUAUACGAGGCUCUGCGGCUUCAUCCUGCGAUUGGGAUGAAUAUGCCGCGGGUCGUUCCGCCUGGGGACGGGUUGACGAUUGGACAGGUCUGUGUACCGCCUGGAGCGGUUGUUGGGGCGAAUGCGUGGGUGACGGGGAGGGAUAAGACUGUGUAUGGCGAGGAUGCAGAUGAAUUUCGACCGGAACGAUGGAUGGGUGAGGAUACAGGGGAUUUACAUCGGUACUUUUUCGCGUUUGGGGGUGGGGCCCGGAUGUGUAUUGGGCGGAAUGUAUCGUGGUUGGAGAUGUCGAAGCUGAUUCCGACGCUGUUUCAGCACUUUGAUAUGGAGCUGGUCGAGCCUGAUAAGCCGUUGACGGAGGUCUGUUGGUGGGUGGUGCCUCUCUGUAAUUGUAGUGGAGUGUGA